This is a messenger RNA of Cyclospora cayetanensis, 1299 nucleotides long. RefSeq lists its product as uncharacterized. Gene Ontology annotation, molecular function: RNA binding. Gene Ontology annotation, cellular component: nucleolar ribonuclease P complex. Lineage: Eukaryota; Apicomplexa; Conoidasida; Eucoccidiorida; Eimeriidae. The transcript has a single exon. The coding region runs from base 1 to 1299 and encodes 432 amino acids. The record is from RefSeq and is a predicted model, not a curated record. Gene Ontology annotation, biological process: tRNA processing.
AUGGCGUACGACUUGAAACUCGAAUGGGAGGGCCCUCACCAGUUUGAGGCCCUCGCCUCCCGCGCAGCCGCCCUUGGCUUCUCAGUCGUUGCCAGCAAUACGUACGUACACCUCCCUCCCCAACGAGGCCAGGCUGCACCAACAGCAGCGGCAGCGGCUCUGGCGAAGGCCGUCAAGGAGGGACUGCCCUUUCAGCACCCCCUCCGUCUCCCUUCGCCCUUGGUGCCGCGGCCGCUUACCCUCACCAAAGCAGCAACAGCGAAGACGGAAGCAACUACUGCAGCAGAAGCUCCUGGAGGACAGACUCAGCAGCAGCACCUUGUAGAGUGGCUGCCGGCGAGCACGCCAGCGCUGCACUCGCACGCAUUGCUUCAUUACCACCAGCAUCAGCAGCUCCCCGCGUCUGGCUGCGGGCCUCUCAGCGACAAGCAGUGGGAAGAUAUCUUUCCAUACGCUUCCGCAGCGAGAGACAUUGCCCAGCGUCGCUUAGCAAAAUCAGCAGCAGCUAAGGCACCCAAUGCUACACUGUGUGAGCUGCUACAGCUACGUCGCGUGACGGUAGUUCUGGGCUCAACGUCUGCAGCUGCAAGCUUCAGCACACUAUUUCCCAGAAACCCCCCAUUCUACUCAGCGGCGGACGGAAGCCCAACAACGCAGUCGGAACGGAGUAGUGCGUGCAUCGAGCUGCUAGCAGUGCAACCGACAGACGAGGCCACUUGGCAGUUCGCCUGCAGCAGUUGCGAGUGCGACCUUAUCGCCGUCGAUUUCGAGGGCGAUCCUGCAACCAGUGUGGCAGCAAAGCUGCCCUUCACGAUUAGGCGAAAACACGUAUUGCAGGCCGUCCGCCGAGGCGUCUCCUUCGAGGUAUCACUCUCCGCCUUCUUGAAGAAGCAGCAGCAGCGGCAGCACCUGCCAGGACCAGGAGCAGCAGGUGUAGGCGACAGAAAUGAGGCUCUCGCAAACCUGCAGCGCUUGCUGCGGUUCGUGCCUCCCCGCCAGCUGGUGCUCUCUUCAGGAGCUUCAGAACCCCAGCAGCUUCUGGGCCCUGCGGCUGCACUUGCUGUUGCUGCUGCGCUUGGCAUCUGCAGCAGCAGGACGCAUGCAAUGUACGGCAGCGCAGCGGCAGUGCUGGGCAGAGGAGCUGCUUCGCACGCGAACGGUGGCGCAGUUACGCAGGGGUGGCCAACAGCAGCAGCAGAUGGAGGUCUUGUUGCUGCUGCUGCCAGAGCAAACAUGCCCCCCGCAGUUCUUGAGCAACUUCAGGCAGUGAGGCACCUGCUGCAAAUGCAACAGCAGUAA